AUGGCUAUUUUGGGGAUGUUUGAGAUCACUAUAUUAAAUAGCAACAAUAAAAGCAUUAAAUUCGUUUUACGGCCAUUGUGUGUAUCAGUUGACUCGGUUGCUCGCUCUAUAAUCAAAAAUAGAAUACAGUUUAAUGGAUACUAUGGAUGUAGUUGGUGCUACGAUAAAGGUGCAUGCAUUAAAGGUGCUUCUAUUUUGACAACACUUGAACAUUUCGAUUGGAUUUGGGGAUUUCCUGUGGACUACAUGCAUGACAUACUAUUAGGAGUUGUUCACCAAAUAUGGAUUGAAUGGAACUCUCCUAUAAUACAAUUUGUUUGUGAAAUUGAGAUUUUAUACGGUAAAAACGCUAUGACAUUCAAUAUGCACUCUUUAUUGCAUAUAGUUUACAACGUUUGUAUGAGUGGUCCAUUGUGGGCAAUUUCGGCAUUUCCGUAUGAAAAUGAAAUUUUUCAUUUAAAACAAAAUGUCAGUGGAAAAAAUAGAGUAUCAAAUUGCAAAUAA
This is a messenger RNA of Trachymyrmex septentrionalis, 504 nucleotides long. RefSeq lists its product as uncharacterized. The transcript has 4 exons. Lineage: Eukaryota; Metazoa; Arthropoda; Insecta; Hymenoptera; Formicidae. The coding region runs from base 1 to 504 and encodes 167 amino acids. The record is from RefSeq and is a predicted model, not a curated record.